GUGCACCUGCAAACGCUACCUCAAGCCAGCAGAUACAGUACGUGGAGACUAGAGAGCGAGCUAGAUUGUUAGAAGCGCUAGGUACAGGGCGAUCGAGCUCGUUGGACGUCGAGUCGAUCAGCAAGCUAGGUCGGUCCCAUGGCGAACGCGGGUCUGAAGCCGGUGGCGGGGCUGCUGCUGGUGCUCAACUUCUGCAUGUACGUGAUCGUGGCGGCGGUCGGCGGCUGGGCCAUCAACCACGCCAUCAACUACGGCUUCUUCAUCGGUUCCGGCCUGCAGCUCCCUGCGCACUUCUCCCCGAUCUACUUCCCCAUCGGCAACGCCGCGACCGGGUUCUUCGUCAUCUUCGCGGUGAUCGCCGGGGUCGUCGGCGCGGCCGCCGCGCUCGCGGGGUUCCACCACGUCCGCGCCUGGAGCUCCGAGAGCCUGCCGGCGGCGGCAUCAUCCGGGUUCAUCGCCUGGACGCUCACACUGCUCGCCAUGGGAUUGGCCGUCAAGGAGAUUGAGCUGCACGGCAGGAAUGCCAGGCUGAUCUGCAUGGAGUCCUUCACCAUCAUCCUGUCGGCGACGCAGCUCUUCUACCUGCUCGCCAUACACGGAGGGAGGUGAAGAAAAGCAGAACCUGACAUGACUGAAGAUCGGUUACAGUGUCGAAUUGAGGUGGCGUGCAUAUGUGGUUUCAUCGGUUUGUUGCGGGUUAUUUUCUUCCGAGAUGGAGAGGCAGUACGUAUGUGUAUCUGUGUGUGUUUGUGUUAAUUACGUACGGCAUGUGCGGGGGCUGGUAAAUUAAGUGGUGUCUGUCAACUGUCAUGGUGCGUUCGAUUGGUUCACUGUGAUUCGUCGAUUGUUUCCGAGAUGGAGAGGGAGUAUGCGAGUGAGCAAUCCAUGCAGCUGUUGAUUUGAUCAAUGUCAUGAUGUGGUAAAUAUUUAUUUGAUUGCUUCCUA
This is a messenger RNA of Setaria italica (foxtail millet), 945 nucleotides long. RefSeq lists its product as uncharacterized. Lineage: Eukaryota; Viridiplantae; Streptophyta; Magnoliopsida; Poales; Poaceae. The record is from RefSeq and is a predicted model, not a curated record. Bases 139 to 609 code for a protein of 156 amino acids. The transcript is spliced from 4 exons.